Molecule: messenger RNA, 2576 nt
Organism: Astyanax mexicanus (Mexican tetra)
Lineage: Eukaryota; Metazoa; Chordata; Actinopteri; Characiformes; Acestrorhamphidae
Gene: grpel1
Product: GrpE-like 1, mitochondrial
Exons: 4
Coding region: 45-698 (217 amino acids)
Biological process (GO): protein import into mitochondrial matrix; protein folding
Cellular component (GO): PAM complex, Tim23 associated import motor
Molecular function (GO): adenyl-nucleotide exchange factor activity; protein homodimerization activity; protein-folding chaperone binding
Source: RefSeq, a predicted model, not a curated record
UGGAAGCGCGUGCGGCGGCUUCCAGUAGCUUCAUUGGAGUAAAGAUGGCGAGUUUGUGCGCGAGCGCGCUGAGGCAGGGCUGCUUCAGACUGCUGUCACCUUCAGCUGUACGAGCGACGCCCCGGCUCCUCUGCACGGCGGCCCAGCAGAAGAGUAAUGGAGCGGGAUCAGAGGAGGAGAAUGGAGCACAGAAACCAGAACCGUCUCCUGCAGAGAAAGCCUUAACCGAGGAGAAGAUCCAGCUGGAGGAACAGGUCAAAGAUCUGACGGAUAAAUACAAGCGGGCGCUGGCCGACACCGAGAACAUCCGGCAGAGGAGUCAGAAGAUGAUAGACGAGGCUAAGCUGUACGGAAUCCAGGGCUUCUGUAAAGACCUCCUGGAGGUGGCGGAUAUUCUGGAAAAGGCCACGGAGAGCGUUCCCAAAGAGGAAGUGACCUCAGCAAACCCUCACCUGAAGAACCUGUACGACGGGCUGGUGAUGACGGAGGUGCAGAUCCAGAAGGUGUUCAGUAAGCACGGUCUGGUGAAGCUGGACCCGGUGGGGCAGAAGUUCGACCCGUAUGAGCAUGAGGCUCUGUUCCACGCCCCCGUCGAGGGCAAGGAGCCCGGCACCGUCGCUCUGGUCACUAAAGUAGGCUACAAGAUCCACGGCCGCACCCUCCGGCCGGCCCUGGUGGGCGUGGUCAAGGCUCCCUAGGUGGAGUCCUCCUGACUGGUCUGUUCAUGAGCUGCCCACUGAUUGGUUCGGUUGUUUCAGAAGAACUGCUGUUGUGAGAUUGGACAAGAUUUACAUAAUCCUAAACUGUAGCUCCUUAGUGUAUAACAUCACAAUACUUACAUUUAGAGUUGUAAUAAUUUAUAUUAUUCACCCCAAUGAGAGACUGUAGCUCCGCCUCCUUCUCAGUGUAUAUAACAAUACCUACAUUUAGAGUGUUAUUAAUAUAUAUUCACUCUAAUAAUAAAUCUAUCUACAUGUAAAAUGAGAGAAAUUAUUUAACAUUAGGUUUAUAGUGAGGUAUAUACUAUAUAUUGUGGUAUAUACUGAGGUGGGCAGAGCUACCUACCAUCUCUCAUUAGGGUGAUUUAUAUAUACAUAUAUAUCUGGAAAAAAAUAGAGCAUUUAUUUACAGAAAAUGAGAAAUGACUGAAAUAACAAAAAAAGAUGCAGAGCUUUCAGACCUCAAAUAAUGCAAAUAAAACAAGUUCAUAUUCAUAAAGUUUUAAGAGUUCAGAAAUAAUCAAUAUUUGGUGGAAUAACCCUGAUUUGGCAUCAUGUUCUCCUCCACCAGUCUUACACACUGCUUUUGGAUAACUUUAUGCUGCUUUACUCCUGGUGUAAAAAUUCAAGCAGUUCAGUUUGGUGGUUUGAUGGUUUGUGAUCAUCCAUCUUCCUCUUGAUUAUAUUCCAGAGGUUUAAAAUUUGCAUUUUUAUAUGCUCCCUUUUUUUUUUUUUACAGAGAUGUAUAUUAAUAACACACUAAAUGUAGGAGGCGGGGCUACAGUUUUGGAUUUUGUAAAGCUUGUCCAAUCCCACAGCUGCAGUUAUGAUCAUACACAUUAGUGGGUGGAGCUUGGAGAGGUCAGCUGGGUCGGUUCUGAAGCCGUGAUUGGCUGGAGGUGCGUCCAGUCCUGGUGUUCCAUGAAGAGGCUGGGCUCUUGACUACACACUGACGACCAACAGUAUGGAUGAUAACGGACUUGUAUAACUUUGGAGUUCUCUCUGAGUAGUGAAGAACAUCAUCAGCUGGUUAACAAUACGUGGAUUUCUACUAUUGUUUAGCGUUCUGUUCUUUAGUCUUUGAGUUGUAUGUAUAUGAAUAUUGUAUUGUUUCCAUAUGUAUGUCUUUACACAGAGGCCUUUAGGAGAAGAAGGUAAUGUUACAUGUCCAAAAGUAUUUGGACACCUGUUCUUGUUCUGUUCUAAAAAAGAAGAAUAUCAAUUACUGCAGUAACAGCCAAUGCACUUCUUUUAAGGCUUUGCAUUAGAUGCUGGAACAUUGCUGUGAGGAGGAUUUGAUUGCAUUCAGCCCUGGAAAAAAAGCUUAUGAUUUAAAAUCUGCUCCAGAGCAUCCUAUUCUAUUGAUCAUAUUACAUAUAUAUGUUCAAAAAUAUUUGGACACCCUUUCAAAUUUCAAAAUUGCAUGCUAUAUACUGCUAAGUUCAACCCAUUGCUGACACAGAUGUGUAAGUGCACACACACAGCUUGUCUAGUCCCUUCUAAUAAUUCCUAUUAGAGAUUUUGCCAAUAGAUUAGGACUCUCUGUAGCAGAUAAACAUAUUAAUAAAUCUGUUAGCACCAUGGCUAAUUUCAGGUGUGGGCUAAAAAGGUGUAAACCCCCAGUAUUGAGCUGUGAAGAAGUGAAUGCAAUCAAAUUCUCACAGUAAUGUUCCAAUGUUCCAGUAGAAAGCCUUCUUUCCAGACCAGUAGAGACAGUUACUCCAACAAAAACAGGAACUCACUCAUUAGAAGUGUCUGGAUACUUUUGGACAUUUAAAGUAUUUUUAAAUUGUAGACACGUCUUAAUUAAAAUACCCCAAAUAUGUGCAUACAUGAAGUAAAAGGACCUCUAAUGUU